Vanessa atalanta (red admiral) is the source of this 891-nucleotide messenger RNA. RefSeq lists its product as uncharacterized. The record is from RefSeq and is a predicted model, not a curated record. The coding region runs from base 1 to 891 and encodes 296 amino acids. Lineage: Eukaryota; Metazoa; Arthropoda; Insecta; Lepidoptera; Nymphalidae. The transcript has a single exon.
AUGAACUCCAGCCCAGAUGCAAGGGUACCAAAGUGGAUUUGUAAGGGCUGUAAGCCGAAGCCGUGUUCUCCUGCUUUAGUCACCGACACAGCUUCCACGCAAGGGGAACUUGUAACACACACCGAACUUCCCCCAUCUCUGUCAGGAAUUGAAGAUCCACUUAUCGUGAGCUCACUUUUAGACCAAAUGAAGCUCCUUCGGGUUGAAUUGGCCGCAGUGACGCAUGAGGUGUCUUCGUUUAGGCAGGAGCUCGCGUUAUUAAAAGGUACGUUAAGCGAAGUAGGUAAAAGGGUCGACAGCGUAGAAGCACGAUUGACUCAACUUGAGAAUAAAGCACCGUGCACCAUUUCAGAGAGCCAUUUACUGGAAGAUUUUGCCAAGUUGAAGUCGGAUCUUAAUGAGCGCGAACAGUCGUGUCUAUUAAACGACAUCGAGAUUACAGGUAUCACAGAACGGAAUGAGGAAAAUCUGCAUCAUGUCACAGGCCUUAUUGCAAGUAAAAUCGGAGUCACCUUGGACGAGCGCGACGUUGUUUACGUUGAACGCUCAGGACCGCGGCCGGCUUAUAAUGAAACCGGUGAACGAUCUCGCCCGCGCCCUAUCGUAGUGCGACUAGCGCGCCGCUCGAUUCGCGAUCAACUACUGCGAGCGGCGCGCGUGCGACGCGGGGUUGAUACAACGGGCCUUGAAAUAGACAAGGAACCCAAGCGGUUUUAUAUAAAUGAGCGUCUGACAAAAACAAACCGUGUCUUGUUCUAUCAUGCACGAGAGGAAGGCCGUCGCAAUGGGUGGCGUUAUAUUUGGAUCCGCGAGGGGCGAAUAUAUGCGCAGCGGAGUAAAGAUACUGCGGCUCAAAGGAUAAAAACACAAAAUGAUAUUUCUAAGGUAUAA